CGCAUCUUUUCAAUUCAAACUUUUCCCCCAAAUUCGAAAACCCUAUACUCCCGGUCUCUAUUUCUGAUCUGCUCUCUCCCUCUCUAGCGCACUCACUGUCUCCGGCUCUUUGCUCGCUCGCUUCUCGGUUUCUUGCUACUCGCUCUGUCCAAUUUUCACCUGCGGCCGUCUCUGAUCCUUACGCUAUGGAAGAUCCAGUGGUGGAAAUUUUUCCGGAGAGUUGCUGCGGUGGUGCUGGCUCUGUACACUUCCGGGCGGAGCCUGCUUCUUUGUCGUCUUCUUUCUCAGAUCAAACUCCAGCUGCUGAAACAAAGGAAGGAGUUUCUCUGGAGCCGAUUGAGGAAGCCACCAGUUCAAUGGAGGAAGGUAACUUUUCAAGUGGGAGUAAAGAGGUUUCUUCAUCUCAGGAGCCUACAAUAAUGCCUAUGCUUCAGACAAUUACCAAUCUGAGCACUAAAAUUCAGAACUUGAAGAAUGAGCAUGCAGUUCUCUCAGAUCAAGUUAAAAAUAUCUCAACGGAUUUCUUUGCUCAGCCUGAACUUGUGGGUGCUCUUCAACUUCUUGGUAAAGAGCAUGAACAUCUAAAGAAGAAGUUUGUGCAACAACAAGUUGAGAGGAAGAGGCUCUACAAUGAAGUGAUUGAGCUUAAAGGAAAUAUCAGGGUCUUCUGCAGGUGUAGACCACUAAACCAAGCUGAGGUUGAGAAAGGAUGCAACAAUGUGGCUGAAUUCGACUCGUGCCAAGAAAAUGAGCUCCACAUUCUUGCUGCUGAUUCUUCAAAAAAGACGUUCAAGUUUGACCAUGUCUUCAGACCAGAUGAUAACCAAGAAGCUGUAUUCGCCGAAACCAAACCCAUUGUGACUUCAGUGUUGGAUGGCUAUAAUGUCUGCAUCUUCGCCUAUGGGCAAACUGGAACUGGGAAGACAUUUACUAUGGAGGGUACACCUGAACAUAGAGGAGUGAACUACAGGACUCUAGAAGAGCUCUUUCGUGUUUCUGAAGAACGAAGGGGAUUUAUGAAAUACGAGUUAUUUGUCAGCAUGUUGGAAGUUUACAAUGAGAAGUUGAGAGACCUUCUAGUGGUGAACCCCAGCGAGAUUUCAAAAAGGUUGGAGAUAAAGCAAGCUGCUGAUGGAACUCAAGAAGUGCCGGGGCUCGUUGAAUCUCAUGUCUCUAGCACAGAGGAAGUAUGGAAGAUACUUCAGUCAGGAAACUGCAUAAGAUCAGUUGGUUCCACAAGCGCCAAUGAACAAAGCAGCCGUUCUCACUGCUUAUUACGAGUCACAGUGAACGGGGAGAGUUUAAUCGACGGGUUGAAGACAAAGAGCCACCUUUGGCUCGUGGACUUGGCUGGAAGCGAGCGUGUUGGGAAAAUUGAAGUUGAAGGCGAGAGAUUGAAGGAAUCCCAGUUCAUAAACAAGUCUCUCUCAGCCCUUGGUGACGUCAUUUCUGCUCUUGCUUCUAAAUCAAGCCACAUUCCUUACAGGAACUCAAAGCUUACUCACAUGCUGCAGAAUUCUCUAGGAGAGGAUUGCAAGACCCUUAUGUUUGUCCAGAUAAGCCCUAGUUCGGCUGACUUGGGAGAGACCCUUUGCUCUUUGAAUUUCGCCACACGUGUCAGGGGUGUGGAAACAGGUCCUGCGCGCAAACAUUCAGAUCACAAUGAGCUCUUGAAGUACAAGCAAAUGGUGGACAAGCUGAAGCAUGACGAGAAGGAAACAAAGAAGUUGCGAGACAGUAACCACGCUUUACAGUUGCGGCUCACUACCAAAGAAUCCAUUUGCAGGAGUCUUCAAGAAAAGGUACGGGAGCUUGAGAACCAGCUAGAGGAGGAAAAGAAGACUAGAAUCAAGCAGGAAAACAGAGCUUUUGCUUCAAUUGCUUCUGCUCGGUCUUUGUUCUCAUCCAUAAGACCAACUUCAGCAGUAACAGAGAAUAGCUACAACAACAGCAAGGGAGGAGAGAGAAAGCCGCCUCUCGCUCCUCCUCCUUCGAAGCUGAGGGUGCCACUGCGUGGAAUUACAAACUUACCUUCAACAGGUGACAAGGGAGCCGCCGCCACGUGGAAGAGAAAGGAGAACGUGGUGCCUACUAGACCCUCAGCCGCCGUCACCACAGCAAUCCCACCACCACCAUCAGCAGCGGCGAACAGCAACAGAUUGAAAGCGCGGCGUGGUUCCUUCGCAGUCCGACCUGCUCCUCCGCCGGCGGAAGUCCGUCUGCCGAAGCGACGAGUCUCCCUCGCCACGCUCAUCCCGGAACCAGGCAUCUCAUCAUCGUCAUCAUCAACCAUUUCGACUCCUCUCGUGGCACAGCGGCGGCCUUCGUUCAUCAGGAAGCAGAGGUAUUCGAGGCUGUUCUCGCCGUUGCCGGAGGCUUCCGGGACGCCCGCGCGGACGGUGGCGGAGACGCCUGCGAGGAUUAGCAGCAAGUUCAUGGGGAGCCCACCACCGCCUGGUUCGUGGAAGCCGAAGCAUCCAACGGUGGUUGCGCUGCAGAGGAGGUCUCUGGUGUGGAGUCCUCUCAGGUUGCGAGGGGCGAAGAAUAACGGUGGUGGCGCCGUCCGGCGGCCGUCUCUAGUUAGUGCUGUGAGGAGCCAGCAUUAGCUAAAAACUUGGAUCGAAAUUGCUGGUCAUGGGAGGAAAUGUCUUGUUGUUGCCGUGAUUUCCCUCUUCCAUUUCUAUGACCAUCCUUUACUUAAGGAUUGUUAUUCGAUAUUGCCUGAUUGAUGACGAUCUUGUGUAAGAAGAGCAUAGUGGAGGGAUUUAUAUUAGAGUCCUGUCAAUAGUUUCGCCUCUGUUUCUUCUCCUUGUAUGUUCAACUUAAUCCGAAUUAACCAUUCUAUUUUAGUUCUACUGGCAAAAGUUAGCUCGCGGUUGAUUCGCGUAUUAGAAAAAUAAAUAUUUUAAAUGUAA
Messenger RNA from Linum trigynum, 2915 nucleotides. NCBI's taxonomy places the organism in Eukaryota, Viridiplantae, Streptophyta, Magnoliopsida, Malpighiales, Linaceae. The record is from the annotation of a GenBank genome assembly.